UACUUGUCUUAUUCUCACACGAGUAGCAAAAGCCAAAAACGCAUAUGAAAUAUCCUCACAAAUGUGCAAAUAUGUAGUGCCCUGGUGACUAACCCCUAAACCCCCAAAAUUAAACAAAAACAAAUUCUCAACAACUUUUACUAAACUCCUUUUACCAAAUUUAUCACCUUUUUGGUUUACCGCUUACCUCAUCUAUAUAUUAUAACACCCAUUUCUCUCACUCUCCUCAAACCCAUUACUUCAUCACAUCAAGCAUCAACUCUUCUUCUAUCAUAUCCCUCUUUUCUUAAACCCCUAAAAAAAAACCAUAACUUAAUAAAACUUCACAAUUACCACCACACAUAAUAAUGGAAACCAUGCAAAUGCAAAUCUUUUUGGGCAUGGUGGCCAUAUUAUCGGUCUACAUGUUAUGGUUCUCUCAGCUGUGUAGACGUUUAAGUACUGGUCCAAACCUUUGGCCUCUGGUAGGAAGUCUACCAUAUCUGUUCAAAAAUCGAAAUCGACUCCAUGAUUGGAUUGCGAGUAACCUCCGGCGGACUAGUGGGGCUGCCACGUACCAAACAUGUACCAUAGCCAUACCUUUCUUGGCAUACAAGCAAGGGUUCUACACGGUUACGUGUCAUCCAAAAAACAUUGAACACAUCCUCCGAACCCGGUUCGAUAAUUACCCUAAGGGCCCACAAUGGCAAGCAGCUUUUCAUGAUUUACUAGGCCAAGGUAUUUUUAACAGUGACGGUGAAACUUGGCUUUUACAACGUAAAACUGCUGCUCUUGAGUUUACUACAAGAACCCUACGUCAAGCCAUGAACCGGUGGGUUAACCGGACUAUCCGAACCCGGCUUUGGAAGAUUCUAGAAACAGCUGAAGAUGAAAAGAAACCGAUUGAUUUACAAGACUUGCUUCUUAGGCUUACUUUUGAUAAUAUUUGUGGGUUGACUUUUGGGAAAGACCCGAUGACUUUGUCACCGGGUCUACCCGAUAACCCGUUUGCCUCGGCUUUUGACUCCGCUACCGAAUCUACCCUUCAGAGGCUACUAUACCCUGGUUUUCUUUGGAGGUUAAAAAAGGUAUUUCAAGUUGGAGCUGAAAAAAGGUUACAAAAAAGUUUACAAGUUGUGGAAAAUUAUAUGUCAGGUGCACUCAAUGCUAGAAAAGAGAACCCUUCUGAUGAUUUACUAUCAAGGUUUAUGAACAAGAGAGAUCAAAACGGUAACUUUUUUGCUGAUGAUGUGCUUAAACGCAUCGCUUUGAACUUUGUCCUAGCUGGACGUGACACGUCAUCAGUGGCCUUGAGUUGGUUUUUCUGGUUAGUGAUGAAUCACCCUGAGGUUGAGGCAAAGAUCAUCGAUGAGAUAUCGACGGUGUUAAAUCAGACACGUGGCGAUGAUCCGGGUAAGUGGGUUAGUGAACCACUAGAGUUUGAUGAGGCUGAUAAACUUGUUUAUCUUAAAGCAGCAUUAGCUGAGACUUUACGAUUAUACCCUUCUGUACCGGAGGAUUUCAAGUACGUUGUGAACGACGACGUAUUGCCAGAUGGGACUAUUGUUCCUGCGGGGUCCACAGUGACGUACUCGAUUUAUUCCGUAGGGAGGAUGAAAACUGUAUGGGGAGAGGAUUGCAUGGAGUUCAGACCUGAAAGGUGGUUAAGUGAACCGGUAUCUGGUUCUGGAUACCGGUUUGAACCACCUAAGGAUGGUUAUAAGUUUGUGGCUUUUAAUGCGGGUCCUAGGACUUGUUUAGGGAAAGAAUUGGCUUACUUACAGAUGAAAUCUGUGGCUUCAGCUGUGUUGCUCCGGUACCGGCUACAGCCGGUUCCCGGUCAUCGGGUCGAGCAAAAGAUGUCCUUGACUUUGUUCACGAAACAUGGGCUCAAGGUGUAUGUUGAGCCUAGAGAGCUCAAGGGUGGUGCGGGUUGCAUUGCUGCUUGUGCAUAGCGAGAUUGGGGGCAUUUUCGUCUUUUCAAGUGUUUAAAGAAGUUUCAUUUUAUCAUUAUACUCAUAAAAUGUGCAUUUUGAUUUUAAUAUUUACAUUUGUGUAUGUUUGAUACAGUUGUUUUGAUUUGUAUUAUUGUUGUUACUAUUCUAUUGAAUUGAAGUUCUUAAAAAGAGAUUCAUUUGUAUCUAGAAAUUGUUGUUUAAGGCAUAUAUAUUUUGACAAUGUAAUACAGUGUACUCGUAUACAAUUACUUCUAUAAAGAGUGGAAAUGUACAAUGUCCCUCUAAAUGAGUUAGGGUGCUCUUGUGUUACAAAUGAAUGAUAGGAAGUAAAUAAAAAUAUGGUUGAAACUCGCUCAUGUUUUCCUUC
Messenger RNA from Chenopodium quinoa (quinoa), 2304 nucleotides. RefSeq names its product cytochrome P450 86A1-like. The record is from RefSeq and is a predicted model, not a curated record. The coding region runs from base 348 to 1934 and encodes 528 amino acids. Lineage: Eukaryota; Viridiplantae; Streptophyta; Magnoliopsida; Caryophyllales; Amaranthaceae. The transcript has a single exon. Gene Ontology annotation, molecular function: heme binding; iron ion binding; monooxygenase activity.